This is a messenger RNA of Rasamsonia emersonii CBS 393.64, 777 nucleotides long. RefSeq lists its product as uncharacterized. Lineage: Eukaryota; Fungi; Ascomycota; Eurotiomycetes; Eurotiales; Trichocomaceae. The transcript has 3 exons. The record is from RefSeq and is a predicted model, not a curated record. The annotation marks the transcript as partial.
GCCGCAGAAGAUCAGGACGAACAGCUCGCUGCCGGCCCAGACGAUCAGGUUGUACGUGUUCCAGGUGAUGUCGGCAUGGGCACCAAGCGAUGGCAGGAACGUGGUCUUGACGAUGCCGCAUAUGGCGGCGAGGAUGCCGAGGCUGAGGAUGAUGCACAGGUUCACUCGCCGUUUCAAGUCCAUGUUCAGGUUGUAGACCAGGCUGGCGGGGACGAAGGCGAGCACGGCGUCGGUGAAGAUAUUGAGCGCUGGGCACUUGAUGAUGGUGGCGAUCCAGGUGAGCGUCAGGGUCACGAUGAUCAGCCACUUGCGCCAGUUCGACUGGUCGACGGCCGAGACGGAGCCGACGAUGCGCAUCACCAGCAGGGCGACGGAGAGCUUGGCGGGGGCGUACGAGAAGGUGGUGACGAACUGGAUGAUGUAGUUGAUAUAGGUGAUCUCCUCCGUGUUGGCGCCCGUCGUCGCCAGGUAGUAGACAUGACGGAAUCCUCCGAGCAGGGCAUAGUCGGUGACGAGGGCGCACCAGAGGAUGAAGAUGCCCUUGUGACUGGUGAACAGCAUCGUCCAGUCAUCCCAACCAGUGCCCCGGAUGAGACGACGGGCCCAGAAGCGCAACCCGACGGCGACAAUGGCGAGGGCGCAUUCCGCCCAGGCCACUGCGAUGACGGCCGGACCCCGGUUGACGUCUCCGUCCGUGGGUUUGGGGAUCGCUUCAGCCAUGGUGACGACAGUGCUAUACGUUGUUCACCUCCGUCGACCACCGUCCAGCGAGGUUGA